AUGGCAUGUUGUCAGGUAUUCCUCUUCAACGGCCCAGAUUCAAGCGACGCCUGGCGCGCUUGUCGCAUGAUCCACAGGAAAGUAAGUGCACCCAAACAGCUCCUCGUGGGACAAUGUUCUUCUGAGUCUAAGAGCCCCCGACCUUGGUCGUGGAGGGCCGUGGAGGGCUUAGAGCCCCCGACCUUGGCCGUGGAGGGCUUAGAGCCCCCGACCUUGGCCGUGGAGGGCUUAGAGCCCCCGACCUUGGCCGUGGAGGGCUUAGAGCCCCCGACCUUGGCCGUGGAGGGCUUAGAGCCCCCGACCUUGGCCGUGGAGGGCUUAGAGCCCCCGACCUUGGCCGUGGAGGGCUUAGAGCCCCCGACCUUGGCCGUGGAGGGCUACCUUGGCCGUGGAGGGCUUAGAGCCCCCGACCUUGGCCGUGGAGGGCUUAGAGCCCCCGACCUUGGCCGUGGAGGGCUUAGAGCCCCCGACCUUGGCCGUGGAGGGCUUAGAGCCCCCGACCUUGGCCGUGGAGGGCUUAGAGCCCCGACCUUGGCCGUGGAGGGCUUAGAGCCCCCGACCUUGGCCGUGGAGGGCUUAGAGCCCCCGACCUUGGCCGUGGAGGGCUUAGAGCCCCCGACCUUGGCCGUGGAGGGCUUAGAGCCCCCGACCUUGGCCGUGGAGGGUCCAGAGCCCCCGACCUUGGCCGUGGAGGGUCCAGAGCCCCCGACCUUGGCCGUGGAGGGUCCAGAGCCCCCGACCUUGGCCGUGGAGGGUCCAGAGCCCCCGACCUUGGCCGUGGAGGGUCCAGAGCCCCCGACCUUGGCCGUGGAGGGUCCAGAGCCCCCGACCUUGGCCGUGGAGGGUCCAGAGCCCCGACCUUGGCCGUGGAGGGUCCAGAGCCCCCGACCUUGGCCGUGGAGGGUUAGAGCCCCCGACCUUGGCCGUGGAGGGCUUAGAGCCCCCGACCUUGGCCGUGGAGGGCUUAGAGCCCCCGACCUUGGCCGUGGAGGGCUUAGAGCCCCCGACCUUGGCCGUGGAGGGCUUAGAGCCCCCGACCUUGGCCGUGGAGGGCUUAGAGCCCCCGACCUUGGCCGUGGAGGGCUUAGAGCCCCCGACCUUGGCCGUGGAGGGCUUAGAGCCCCCGACCUUGGCCGUGGAGGGCUUAGAGCCCCCGACCUUGGCCGUGGAGGGCUUAGAGCCCCCGACCUUGGCCGUGGAGGGCUUAGAGCCCCCGACCUUGGCCGUGGAGGGCUUAGAGCCCCCGACCUUGGCCGUGGAGGGCUUAGAGCCCCCGACCUUGGCCGUGGAGGGCUUAGAGCCCCCGACCUUGGCCGUGGAGGGCUUAGAGCCCCCGACCUUGGCCGUGGAGGGCGUAGAGCCCCCGACCUUGGCCGUGGAGGGCUUAGAGCCCCCGACCUUGGCCGUGGAGGGCUUAGAGCCCCCGACCUUGGCCGUGGAGGGCUUAGAGCCCCCGACCUUGGCCGUGGAGGGCUUAGAGCCCCCGACCUUGGCCGUGGAGGGCUUAGAGCCCCCGACCUUGGCCGUGGAGGGCUUAGAGCCCCCGACCUUGGCCGUGGAGGGCUUAGGGCCCCCGACCUUGGCCGUGGAGGGCUUAGGGCCCCCGACCUUGGCCGUGGAGGGCUUAGGGCUCCCGACCUUGGCCGUGGAGGGCUUAGGGCUCCCGACCUUGGCCGUGGAGGGCUUAGAGCCUCCGACCUUGACCGUGGAGGGCUUAGGGCUCCCGACCUUGGCCGUGGAGGGCUUAGGGCCCCCGACCUUGGCCGUGGAGGGCUUAGGGCCCCCGACUUUGGCCGUGGAGGGCUUAGGGCCCCCGACCUUGGCCGUGGAGGGCUUAGGGCCCCCGACCUUGGCCGUGGAGGGCUUAGAGCCCCCGACCUUGGCCGUGGAGGGCUUAGGGACCCCGACCAUGGCCGUGGAGGGCUUAGGGACCCCGACCAUGGCCGUGUUGGGCUUAGGGCCCCCGACCUUGGCCGUGGAGGGCUUAGAGCCCCCGACCUUGGCCGUGGAGGGCUUAGAGCCCCGACCUUGGCCGUGGAGGGCUUAGAGCCCCCGACCUUGGCCGUGGAGGGCUUAGAGCCCCCGACCUUGGCCGUGGAGGGCUUAGAGCCCCCGACCUUGGCCGUGGAGGGCUUAGAGCCCCCGACCUUGGCCGUGGAGGGCUUAGAGCCCCCGACCUUGGCCGUGGAGGGCUUAGAGCCCCCGACCUUGGCCGUGGAGGGCUUAGAGCCCGCGACCUUGGCCGUGGAGGGCUUUGAGCCCGCGACCUUGGCCGUGGAGGGCUUUGAGCCCCCGACCUUGGCCGUGGAGGGCUUUGAGCCCCCGACCUUGGCCGUGGAGGGCUUUGAGCCCCCGACCUUGGCCGUGGAGGGCUUUGAGCCCCCGACCUUGGCCGUGGAGGGCUUUGAGCCCCCGACCUUGGCCGUGGAGGGCUUUGAGCCCCCGACCUUGGCCGUGGAGGGCUUUGAGCCCCCGACCUUGGCCGUGGAGGGCUUUGGGCCCCCGACCUUGGCCGUGGAGGGCUUAGGGCCCCCGACCUUGGCCGUGGAGGGCUUAGGGCCCCCGACCUUGGCCGUGGAGGGCUUAGGGCUCCCGACCUUGGCAGUGGAGGGCUUAGGGCCCCCGACCUUGGCCGUGGAGGGCUUAGGGCCCCCGACCUUGGCCGGUGAGGGCUUAGGGCCCCCGACCUUGGCCGUGGAGGGCUUAGGGCCCCCGACCUUGGCCGUGGAGGGCUUAGGGCCCCCGACCUUGGCCGUGGAGGGCUUAGGGCCCCCGACCAUAUCCGUGGAGGUCUUAGGGCUCCCGACCAUGGCCGUGGAGGGCUUAGAGCCCCCGACCAUGGCCGUGGAGGGCUUAGAGCCCCCGACCAUGGCCGUGGAGGGCUUAGAGCCCCCGACCAUGGCCGUGGAGGGCUUAGAGCCCCCGACCAUGGCCGUGGAGGGCUUAGAGCCCCCGACCAUGGCCGUGGAGUGCUUAGAGCCCCCGACCAUGGUCGUGGAGGGCUUAGAGCCCCCGACCAUGGCCGUGGAGGGCUUAGAGCCCCCGACCAUGGCCGUGGAGGGCUUAGAGCCCCCGACCAUGGCCGUGGAGGGCUUAGAGCCCCCGACCAUGGCCGUGGAGGGCUUAGAGCCCCCGACCAUGGCCGUGGAGAGCUUAGAGCCCCCGACCAUGGCCGUGGAGGGCUUAGAGCCCCAGACCUUGGCCGUGGAGGGCUUAGAGCCCCCGACCUUGGCCGUGGAGGGCUUAGAGCCCCCGACCUUGGCCGUGGAGGGCUUAGAGCCCCCGACCUUGGCCGUGGAGGGCUUAGGGCCCCCGACCUUGGCCGUGGAGGGCUUAGGGCUCCCGACCUUGGCAGUGGAGGGCUUAGGGCCCCCGACCUUGGCCGUGGAGGGCUUAGGGCCCCCGACCUUGGCCGGUGAGGGCUUAGGGCCCCCGACCUUGGCCGUGGAGGGCUUAGGGCCCCCGACCUUGGCCGUGGAGGGCUUAGGGCCCCCGACCAUAUCCGUGGAGGUCUUAGGGCUCCCGACCAUGGCCGUGGAGGGCUUAGAGCCCCCGACCAUGGCCGUGGAGGGCUUAGAGCCCCCGACCAUGGCCGUGGAGGGCUUAGAGCCCCCGACCAUGGCCGUGGAGGGCUUAGAGCCCCCGACCAUGGCCGUGGAGGGCUUAGAGCCCCCGACCAUGGCCGUGGAGUGCUUAGAGCCCCCGACCAUGGUCGUGGAGGGCUUAGAGCCCCCGACCAUGGCCGUGGAGGGCUUAGAGCCCCCGACCAUGGCCGUGGAGGGCUUAGAGCCCCCGACCAUGGCCGUGGAGGGCUUAGAACCCCCGACCAUGGCCGUGGAGAGCUUAGAGCCCCCGACCAUGGCCGUGGAGGGCUUAGAGCCCCAGACCUUGGCCGUGGAGGGCUUAGAGCCCCCGACCUUGGCCGUGGAGGGCUUAGAGCCCCCGACCUUGGCCGUGGAGGGCUUAGAGCCCCCGACCUUGGCCGUGGAGGGCUUAGAGCCCCCGACCUUGGCCGUGGAGGGCUUAGAGCCCCCGACCUUGGCCGUGGAGGGCUUAGAGCCCCCGACCUUGGCCGUGGAGGGCUUAGAGCCCCCGACCUUGGCCGUGGAGGGCUUAGAGCCCCCGACCUUGGCCGUAGAGGGCUUAGAGCCCCGACUUUGGCCGUAG
Messenger RNA from Procambarus clarkii (red swamp crayfish), 4167 nucleotides. The record is from RefSeq and is a predicted model, not a curated record. Lineage: Eukaryota; Metazoa; Arthropoda; Malacostraca; Decapoda; Cambaridae.